ACGAAAAAUUAAAAUCUAAGUAACGCGCCAAAGUUAAAGGAAAAAAACGAACGACACAAACACAAAGUACAAAGCACAAGGACGAUGUGGUCCUUUUUGACGAGAUUAGAUGUGUAAGCAGGUGUGAAAAGCUUCUGGUGUUGGUACAACAAAUGCGAAAAAGCCAACGGCAAAACAGCAGCAGACAAGACGAACAAUUGCGAUAUCGGCUGAACAUUCGAGCACAUAAACAACGAGAAGCGGGUGCAACUCCACGAGGAAAAAAUUAGCAUCGAAAACCCAGCACACGGAAAUUCAUCAAAAUGAGUGAUGAUCAAAUAACACCAAAUGAUGAAAAAGUUGCCAAACAUCAAGUUGUUGCCUACACACAAAAGUCCCAAAUUAAACAUGAAAAUCGACACAUACAAUUGGUGCGGGAAUAUGGAUUUCAUCCAAGAACGAAAGCUACCGUCGAGGAUGGUGACGUUUUGCCAAAGAAAUUUGAGCCAUUUCCAGAAAAUAUGUAUGGAAAACCUUUGGAAGAAAUUGAUAGUUUCAUAUACGAAGAGAUUUUUGCUGUCACAGAUAAAACAAAUUUAAAUGAUAAUAUUAAAUACACCUAA
Messenger RNA from Teleopsis dalmanni, 602 nucleotides. RefSeq names its product sodium channel protein 60E-like. The transcript is spliced from 3 exons. Bases 303 to 602 code for a protein of 99 amino acids. The record is from RefSeq and is a predicted model, not a curated record. Lineage: Eukaryota; Metazoa; Arthropoda; Insecta; Diptera; Diopsidae.